UUUGUGAUUAGGCGCGUUGCUCUAAAGAAACUGAAGAAAAACAUUUCGCAUACAUUUAAUUAAGGAAAAUUCGAUAGUGCAUGUAAAAUAUUGGUUUAUUUGAAAUAAUAAGAGGCUACGCAAUACUUCUUGUUUAUACUUGACGCGUUCGUUAUAUGAAACUAGAAUUGUGUUCUUUCUAAUAAAUACAGGAGGAUAAAAAAUGUAUUGUUAGAAUUUCUUUACAUCUUGUCCAACGAACGUUUUGUAUACUCCAAAAGCCAACGGAUUUGAUGUUGAUAUAACAAAGCGACAAAAGAAUCUUAAGAUUUGUUAUUUUUUUAUUAAGUGAAAAUGAGCUCACCAAUUGUUACACGUCGUGGUGCGCAAAAAGCUAAAAUACAAACUCGCGCAAUGGUCAAAUCAGCAGUAGCAGCUAGCAAGCCGAGCGCAGCGCUACUAGAAGCUAAACGCAAGGCGAAAUUACUCAAAAUGCAGGAACAAACUCAACAAGAUCAAGUUGUAAAGGAUAUCUUCCAAAAUGCGGUCAACGCAAAAACAAUAAUACAUAAGCCUACUGGUAUUGUUUAUGAUGAAUCGAUGUCGCAACAUCGGUGCCUCUGGGACGAAAAUCAUCCAGAGAGACCGGAACGUUUUACUCGUGUGCUGGAGAGAUGUAAAGAAUUGCAACUCAUUGAACAAUGUCAACGUAUACCAUCACGUCGUGCGACAAAGGAUGAAGUGCUCUUGCUGCACAGCGCCGAGCAUUAUGAGCUGCUACAACAAACAUCUGGUGUGCAAGAUGAAGAGGGAAUGGAAGAUCUAAGCUCAAAAUUCGAUUCAAUUUACCUACAUCCGUCCACAUUUGAAUUGUCGUUACUGGCCACCGGGUCGACAAUUGACUUAAUUGAGAACAUAACUACCGGGAAUGUACAGAAUGGUAUGGCGAUCAUACGGCCACCGGGUCAUCAUGCGAUGAAGGCGGAAUUCAAUGGUUACUGUUUCUUCAACAACGUGGCCAUUGCAGCACAAUACGCUUUGGAUAUUUUGAAGUUAAGCAAAUUAAUGAUCGUCGAUUGGGACAUACACCACGGACAAGGCACACAACGUUUCUUCUACAAUGAUCCAAGGGUGCUUUACUUCUCCAUACACCGUUAUGAGCACGGCACAUUUUGGCCAAAUUUACAGGAAUCCGAUUUUGAUGCCAUCGGCUGUGGCAAUGGCUUGGGUUAUAAUUUCAAUGUACCGUUAAAUAAAACCAAAAUGGGAAAUGGCGAUUAUCUGGCCAUAUUCCAACAGUUAGUUGUACCCGUGGCCGUAGAGUACCAACCAGAAUUGAUUAUCAUAUCGGCCGGUUAUGAUGCAGCUUUAGGUUGUCCGGAGGGUGAAAUGGAGGUCACACCCGCCUUCUAUCCACACUUACUAAGUUCACUCAUGAAAUUGGCACAAUCACGCAUUGCCGUCGUACUGGAAGGCGGCUACUGCCUUGACUCGCUCUCCGAGGGCGCAGCACUCACAUUGCGCACGCUGUUGGGCGGCAUUUGCCCCACGCUGGUGGAGAAAAUCGACCCACCCAGUGAUGUACUACAAGAUACAAUAUUCAAUUGCAUUUAUGCACAUCGCCAAUACUGGCGCUGCCUACAAGUCCAGCCGAUGUAUACGAUGGAGGAGCUGAAUAACGUGAAUCCACAACCGAAACUGCACAAAGUCAGUCGCCUGUUCAUUGGCGGCCAACCACUGCCCGAACGCUUCCCCACCAGAGACACGGCACCGGUCACGUUACCCGAAGUGGUGGCGCAGAAUAUGAAGCGCUUGCAAUUUCUUAAGCAGGAAACCAAAUUGUUGGCACCAAAAGUGCGCGUUUGCUAUGUAUACGAUGAGCUUAUGCUGCAGCACAGCAACACCUUUGAAGAGGGUCAUCCCGAGCAGCCGGAGCGCAUAAGACGCAUUUACGAAAUGCAUGUCGACUACAAGCUCACCGAACGCAUGAAGCAGCUGCCGAUACGCAUCGCCACCACGGACGAGAUCUGUUUGGCGCACACACGCGCGCACGUCAACUUCAUACGACGCAUUAGCGAUAAAGAUGAGUUGCAGGGCAUGGGUGAGAAAUAUAAUUCGGUCUAUUUUCAUCCGAAGACAUUCGAUUGCGCCACGCUGGCCGCCGGAUCUGUGCUGCAAGUGGUCGACAAAGUGCUGACUGGCGAGGCGCGCAGCGGCGUUUGCAUUGUGCGUCCACCCGGCCACCAUGCAGAGCCCGAUAUACCACAUGGUUUUUGUAUAUUCAAUAAUGUGGCCAUCGCCGCGCAGUAUGCCAUACGCGAUCACGGACUUAAGCGCGUUUUAAUUAUUGACUGGGAUGUGCAUCAUGGCAACGGCACACAGCAUAUCUUCGAAUCGAAUCCGAAUGUGCUCUACAUAAGCAUACAUCGCUAUGAUAACGGCACUUUCUUUCCGAAGAGCAAAGAUGCCGAUCACGAUGUGGUGGGCAAAGGUGCUGGAAUGGGUUUCAAUGUUAACAUACCGUGGAAUAAGAAAGGCAUGGGCGAUAUGGAGUAUGUGAUGGCCUUCCAACAGCUCCUUAUGCCUAUAGCUUACGAAUUCGAUCCGGAAUUAGUGCUCGUCUCAGCGGGCUUUGAUGCCGCCAUUGGCGAUCCACUUGGCGGCUGUAAAGUAACACCGGAAGCUUAUGGUCUCUUCACACAUUGGCUCUCAGCACUGGCAGGUGGGCGCCUGAUUUUGUGUCUGGAAGGUGGCUACAAUGUGCACUCCAUUUCCUAUGCGAUGACCAUGUGCACAAAAUCACUGCUGGGCGAUCCAAUACCAGCUAUACAAGUUAACGGCAAUGCGGCACGUGGGCUGAGCGCUGCAUACACAAGUUGCAUUGAGACGAUACAGAAUUGUUUAAAUGUGCAGCAACGCUAUUGGAAGAGUUUGGUCUUCAACAAGCGGCUGCCACAAUUCGCUGGCGAAAAUAACAAUGAGGAUUUUCUUUCUGCUACUUUGAAAAAUUUAGAUAUCACAACGGAUGAGGCGAAAGGCGUCGUUGGCUGUGAAAAUGUCGCUGACACGGCGGUGGCGUUGGAACCGAGCGGCAGUAAGCCGAAGGUAAAAGUUAAAACCCUAACCGAAUUUCUCACCGAAAACCUAGAGGCUUUGCAAAACAACGAAAUGUUCGCCGUUGUUCCAUUAAAGACAUGUCCUCAUUUAAAACAGUUGCGUCCUGAGGAGGCGCCGAAAACCAUAGACAGCAAUGCACCUUGCGAGCAGUGCACAUCAACCGCCGAAAACUGGAUAUGUCUGAGCUGUUACAAAGUACUCUGCGGUCGUUACGUCAUGGAACAUAUGCUCUUCCAUAGCAUAGAGGAAUCGCAUCCGUUGGCGCUUAGCUUCAGCGAUUUGUCCGUUUGGUGUUAUCCAUGUGAGGCGUAUAUAGAUAACAGUAAAUUGCAUGUAUAUAAAAAUCGACUACAUCGUCAUAAAUUCGGCGAAGACAUGGUGUGGUCAUACCCGGAUCGGAUUCACGGCGAUGACAGCGAUCACGAUGACUGCGAUGCCGACGAUGCGCAUGUGUUUAGCAUACAACUUGAGCCGACCAACUGACAAUAUCUGUUAUUACUGCUGACGACAGUACAAAAUUAUUUGUGUACAUCAUUUCCACCGCUUAGACAUGUUUUCCAUUUUUUCGCCCAGUACCUUUGGCCGUUGAUUUAUCGCCUCUAUAUUAAAUUGUUGUAUUACUUUAUAUCGAGUUGAUGAUUUAUUUAUUAGUACUAUAUACAAUACUUACACAUAUAUAUGUGUAUGUAAAUCUAGUUACAAUAUGUAUACUAAAUUCAUUGCUGACUUGCAACGUCGUCUAUAUAUUUCUAUUAGAAACACAAUAUUUUCUCACACAGACUAACCAAAGACUUGAAAGCAAAAACAAAGAAAUUAAAAAUGUACAUUAAAUCACUUAUACCGCGUGUCUGGUCCACAUAAAAUAUACAUGUCAAUCGGCUUGCAAUUUUAUAUUGAAAAUUGUUCUUCAACUUAA
Messenger RNA from Bactrocera latifrons, 4012 nucleotides. It is a transcript of the gene HDAC6, whose product is annotated as histone deacetylase 6. Gene Ontology annotation, biological process: chromatin organization. Gene Ontology annotation, molecular function: histone deacetylase activity; zinc ion binding. Bases 334 to 3579 code for a protein of 1081 amino acids. The record is from RefSeq and is a predicted model, not a curated record. The transcript is spliced from 12 exons. Gene Ontology annotation, cellular component: histone deacetylase complex. Lineage: Eukaryota; Metazoa; Arthropoda; Insecta; Diptera; Tephritidae.